AUGCCUCCCUACCGAGUACCAGCAAUCCUCCUCUCUCCGCACACGACCAUAUCUCCUUCAUCAAUCCACCGGAGCAUCCCAACCGCACCCCUCCGCCCACAAUUACACCACCACCGACCACGACCCCCCCAAAGACCUACCAUAUCAUGUUUCUCAACCAGCAAUCCCCUCCAAGCCAAAGAGCAAAACUUCUACGAAAUCCUUGACAUCCCCACGACCGCAACACCAGCCGAAAUCAAAAAAAAAUUCUACGCCCUCUCAAUGCGCCACCAUCCAGACCGCAACCGGACAGACCCAGACGCAAGCCAACGCUUCGCCCGCAUCUCCGCCGCCUACAACGUCCUCGGCAACGCCUCAAAGCGCGCAACCUAUGACCGCGACCACGGCUUCCAUCACGCCCACACCUCCUCAUCCCAAGGCCUCAGCCACAAGCACCCAAUGGGUAGUCACAGCAGCUACGCGGGGUCGCGACCCGCUAGCGGGCUAAGCAAGCGCCGGACGGCAUUCUACGGGCCGCCGCCCAGUUUCUACGAGCAGGGCCGGUACGGCGGCACGGGGCGGCAGGAGCAGGGGUUUGCGGCUGGGUUCAGUGCGGGUAGUGCGAAGCAUGAUCCGAAGUAUGAUCCCGAGGAUUGGGAGGGGUUUAUUCGGCGGAAUCCGUUGAAUCAUUUCAAUGCGCGCGGACAUUUCCGGACGCAGGCGGCGGAGGAUAAGAGGAGGCGGGAGAGGAGGACUAGGGAGGGGAAGAGGCGGAUUGAUGAGGGUUGGGUUGAUCCCGAGCCUAGUAAGGAUCGGACUGUUGGGCGGUUCUUUAUCUGUUCGGGGAUUUUGAUGCUAACGCUUGUUGUGGUCAAUGUUUGGAGGGCGGCUCCUAAUGUUGUUGAAGGGAAGAAGGUGAGGAAGCGGAAAGAGGCUGUAUCUUGA
This is a messenger RNA of Penicillium paradoxum, 924 nucleotides long. RefSeq lists its product as uncharacterized. The transcript has 2 exons. NCBI's taxonomy places the organism in Eukaryota, Fungi, Ascomycota, Eurotiomycetes, Eurotiales, Aspergillaceae. The coding region runs from base 1 to 924 and encodes 307 amino acids. The record is from RefSeq and is a predicted model, not a curated record.